Penicillium subrubescens is the source of this 1467-nucleotide messenger RNA. RefSeq lists its product as uncharacterized. Gene Ontology annotation, molecular function: chromate transmembrane transporter activity. Bases 1 to 1467 code for a protein of 488 amino acids. The record is from RefSeq and is a predicted model, not a curated record. Lineage: Eukaryota; Fungi; Ascomycota; Eurotiomycetes; Eurotiales; Aspergillaceae. The transcript is spliced from 4 exons. Gene Ontology annotation, biological process: chromate transport.
AUGACAACGAAGGUCGAGUCGCUUCACGGUUCAACCCCAGUUCCAGGGGCCAACACCAACAGCUCUGAGUUUCACAGUCAUGAGAAAGAUCUAGAAUCACAAAAAUCUACAGCUAAUCAGGAGGAAGCGACUCAGUCGACAUCGUCACAGCUGGAAGAAAGCUUGGAUCCUGGCCUUGAUGAUAACUCCAAUGUCCCUCGCCUUCCACUCCUGCGACUAUUUUGGUUCUUCUUCUACAACUUCGGCUUAUUUGCCUGGGGCGGUCCUGUGGCACAGAUCUCUCUGAUCAAAGACAAAUUGGUCAUGCAAGACAAGUGGAUCAGUCUCCCUCGAUUCCAACGAGUCUUUGCGGUCUAUCAGAUUCUUCCAGGGCCAGAAGCAGCAGAGCUAUGUAUGUUUUUUGGGUGUCUGUCUGCUGGUCGCUUAGGUGGGAUUGUUGCUGGAGUCGCUUUUAUCUUACCGGGGUUCCUUUUGAUGCUUCUUGCGUCUUACCUCUAUUCACUGGCUGGAUUGGAAAACAAAUACUUCAACGCGUCAUUCCGAGCUAUCCAGCCGAUAGUGUCCGCUAUGAUCCUUCGUGCUACGCACAAAAUCGCAGACCACUCUGUGAUUGACCACAACACCCGGAAGACGAGCCCUUAUCUGGUUAUUGCGGGUCUUUGCACGGCGCUUAACAGUGCUCUGCGCAUCAAUGUUUUCAUCUCUAUCGGCCUCUACGGAAUCAUAUACAGCUUCAUAACCCGCGGCAAACGCAUCAUCGCUCUAUGCCUCUUCAUCCUCCAGUACGUCGUAUACGCCAUCUAUGUCGUUUUUCGAGGUGUCCCGUCACCAGUCUCCCUUGCUCUUGGAAUAGCAAAGACCCCCUUUCUUCCCAAUUUAUUUGCACUGGGCCUAGUAGCUGGAAGUCUCUCUUUCGGCGGUGCGUAUACCGCCAUACCGUUCGUUCAAGUUGAGGCUGUGCUGAAGGGUGGGUGGCUUCCCGCACACAUUUUCCUGGAUGGUAUUGCCAUCGGCAAUAUCCUUCCAGCGCCGCUCGUUAUAUUUGCUACGUUUGUGGGUUAUCAGGGUGGUUUAGCAGACGGUGGUGUUGGAACUGCUUUCGCUGGUGCAAUCCUUACCACUCUUGGCAUGUUUUUCCCAUGCUUCCUGUUCACAAUCGCUGGCCAUGAUCUGCUGGAAAAGCUUGUUCGCAAUAGCUUCCUCUCGGACUUCUUUGAUGGGCUCUGCGGUGCAGUCAUUGGCGUAAUCGCUAUCAUUGUGCUACAGAUGCUACAAUCAAGUCUCAAGAUGACCAAUGGCAGCGCAACAGCAGAUGUCCAAAGUGCCUCUGUGGUAGCAUCCGAAAGUGCUUCAGCUGCCGUGCUCUACGUCAUUGCAUUAGCAGCUCUCUACAAAUCUACCAACAAGUACACGCCACUGGUUCUUGUUAUAAUCGGUGCUAUUGCGGGACAGUUUUUGUUUGUUUGA